This is a messenger RNA of Psylliodes chrysocephalus, 4001 nucleotides long. The record is from the annotation of a GenBank genome assembly. Lineage: Eukaryota; Metazoa; Arthropoda; Insecta; Coleoptera; Chrysomelidae.
CAAACACCGCAACACUUAUUACGUUUUUUAGUAGAUGCUACUUCUAAUAUUUGUAAACAACUUUCAACUUAGUCAGUGUUUUUCGAUGUUGGUAGUGUGAUUUUAUCUUCGUGAUAUCACGAUUAUUUUUAGUGAAAAUAAGAAGAAACGAUUACAUUCAAUAACAAUUUAAAUUGAUCUAAGAAGCGUUUGAUGAGUACCAUAAAUGUAAAAUCUUUGAACAACACUUUAAAUAUCGACAAGUACUUUACAACGAUAGAAAAUAUAACAAUAUACAGCAAAAAUAAAAAUCUAAACGGUUGCACAAAUAGAAAAAGAAACUGGGAUAGUUCCUCAGAUGAAGAACAACCAAUAGUUCAAACUAAAAUGGCUAGAGUAAACGAUAGUUCUAGUGAUCAGGAUAAGCCAAUAAGAAAAGUAAUUAACUUUUUAAAGCGAUCAAGAAAAAAUAAGAACAAGUCAUAUCAAAUUCCGAUAAUUAAAAAUAACUAUAGCGAGGAAUAUUUAAAAAAACACAAUUUUAUUGAACCUGAAAUAAACAGUGAACCGAUAACUGAAAAUGAGAAACUGUUAGCUAAUAAUUCUAAUAGUCAUCAUAAUUUCCUUAAACAAUUUACACAAAGUAAACUCAUUGAGAAUGAGCACUGCAGUAAAACAAUAAAUAAAACUAAAUCUACAACUCAAGAUCAAAAAAAUGGGGUUUUAACUGUACCCCUGACACAUAUUUUUAAGCAAACGAAAAACAUUCAGUCUAUGGAAAAUGAAAAAAAUAAAAUUUACCAUAGGGAGUAUAAACGCAAACGUACUGCGGAUCAAACUGAAAAGGAUAAGAAUAUGACUACAAAAGGAAAAAGUAUUGACAACUUUCUAAAUGAAAUUACACAAAAAAAUAUUGAGAAUGAAAACUUUACUACCGUAAUUAAUUCAAAAGAACUUCCAAUAGUACCAUCGAUCACCACUAUUUGUCGGCAGUUGGCCACAAGAAAUAACAGCCUUGAUAAUUUUCUUGAGAAAAUUACACAAAAAUUUACUCACAGUGAAUCCUUAAAUGUACCAAACAAAGAAAUAAAAUAUCAAGGUGAAAAAAUAAUAAUACAUACAAAAUCUAAUCCUUUGACUUGUUUCCAAAUUAAAUCUCAGAAAACUACUGAAGGAAUUAGCAAUAAUAAUAAACCUCAAGAUGAAUUUACAGAGACUUCAACGGCAUCUUUAAAAGAAAAUGCUUUGAAUAUGGAAAACAUUUCACAAAUAACAGAGUUACCUAAUUCAAAGUCAUUUGAAGAUGUUUUGAAAUCAUUAAAAUCAAUGAAAUCUGAAAACGAUCAUUUUAAAAUUCAUGGAAAAACUAAAAGUAAUAAAUAUUUGUCGAAAAAAAUUGAACAUAAAUCCAUUAUAAAUGAUAACUUUAACAACAUUAGUCAAGAUGAAGGACGUAUUAAUUUAAAUAUGUCCAAAACUGAAAGUAGCUAUAUAUUUUCAUUUAGUUCAUCAGAAGAUAAUGGAACAGAAAUUCCUAAAACACAGUCAUCAAAUAUUAUUCCAAACAAGAAAAAUGAACUUAAAGAUAAUCCAAUAAAUGUUGCAAAAUCGGAAAUCAUUCAAAAUAAUCAGUUGUCAGAAAGAAACUGCUGUAAAAAUUCUGAUGAAGAAUGUAUUGAAAGGAAUAUGACUAAAAAAUUAUGUUCUGAUACAUCUUACCAAGAAGAGUUCAGAAACAAUACUUGUGCUCAUUCUAGUAAUAAAAAUUUUCAAACUAUCAUAUUAAAUGAAUUUGAAGAAAUCAAAAAUAAAUCCAUAAAUGUUGAAAAUAAUAAAGGUGGAUAUAAAAAUUAUACUAAACUGAAAACAACAAAUAAUUUAACUAAAAACCCAAUUUUGAAAAUGAUUCAUUCCCACAAUUAUAAAGUAAUUUCAGAUGAAUAUGUUGAUGAAGUAUCUUCAAAAAUUAUAAAAGAUUUUACACCAAUUUUUUCAAAUUUAAACAAUGAUGGUGGUAAACCAGUAAAAAGUGUUCAUAAGAAUGUUAGAGAAAUUACUGAAAAAAAGAAAUUCUCUUCAGAAAAUAACUGUACGCAAAAUCAGUCAGACGAAGAUAAUAAAUCAGAUAAAUCUAAUACAGAUCAAAUAAAAAAACCCUGGAAUAAUUUGUUAAAUAAUGAACUAAAAUUAAUACUUAUGGGAGAAUAUGAAAAAUGUAAAAAACUACAAGAGAAAUAUAGCAUAAUAAAUGAUGAUAAGAUAACAAGAAUUUCAGAUAGUAACUCUAAAGUUGUAGAUCGGAAUAACUUAAAUGACUCUACUCUACAUCAGUUAGAGGAAGAUGAUAUUUGUUCUAACCCAAAUGUGGUAGAUAAUAAAUUUGAUGAUAUAAUUGAAAAAAAUGGUUCACAUAAAUCUAGUACAAAUCAAACAAAAACAUCGUGUAAUAAUUUAUUAAACGAUGAACAACUAAAUUUAAUUCUUACGGAAGAAUAUGAAAAGUCUAAGAAGAGAGAAGAGAAAUAUGGAAAAAGCCAAGAUGUUACGAAAACAAGAAUUACAAAAUUAAUAAAAUACAGUAAAAUGAAGAAUGAACAUACCAACAAGAUGUGUUUAUUGAAACGUUACAGGAAAGGAAAAUUAAAGAUAUACAGGUUAAAAAAGGCUAAGAAGCCUUGUACUUCUCCACCACCGAAAGAAGAUUUAAACAUAGAAAGUGUUCUUGAAGGGCUCACUCAAAAUUUUAUAGAACCCGAUUCGAAAUUUAAUCGAUCUAAAAGUUACAGUUCCGUUUCAACUUCCUCCUCUUACGUUACUGAUGAAACCCGUUCCGAAACAAUGUCUACGGGUUCUCGAGAUCUUACUUUACCGGAACAUAAACUAAGAACCGGUUUGAAUAAUCUUCUGAAGGACAAAACCAUGGUUUGUAAAGAGGAAGAAAGAUUUUUUUCGGAAUACGACAAAAGCGAGAUUAAAAGAAAAAUACAGGAUAUUUUUCUUCAAGUCUUUGAUGAUCUGACGAAAGGAAGAAGGUCGGUGUUAAAAUUUAGACGUCAGUGUUUAGCCAACUGUACGUUUAAAGAUGGAAGAUUGCGAUUUAAAUCGGAGGAUCCAGCAAUGACUUUAAUUAAUUCAAAUGCACAGAACAGUCAGAAUAAGUUUAAGUUAAUUUUAUACAUACUAAAAAAAGUUCAAACUCUUCUAGAAACUAAUACUAAACUAACAAAAAGGGAAUUAUUUUAUCAACUGAAGGACAUGAUCAGUAACCAGUCAGUAAUUGAUAGAGCCAUAAACGCAGUAAGCUGUCUCUUAGACGUAGGGAUGUGGGCUUUAAAUAUUGUGGCACAAAAAGGAUUGGUUUAUGGCGACUUGAAGAUCGUUCUUUCCAGUGGAGAAACGAUAAAUUGCAAAAUACCAGGAACUUUAAUACCACAAGACAUCGAAGAAAUUAUAGAAAUCCAAUCCAUUGCUUAUUUUAUAUUGGUAGUAGAAAAAGAAUCUAUAUUCCAUAAACUUAUAGAAGAAAAUUUACCAAGCAAAUUAACCAGACCUUUCAUUAUGAUAACCGGAAAAGGUUUUCCCGAUCUCAAUACUCAACUUUUCCUCAGAAAACUCUGGAUUGUGAUGUCAAUUCCUGUUUUUAUUCUAGUCGACGCCGAUCCAGACGGCAUCCAGAUAAUGCUUAAUUACAGAUUUGGUUCAGUCAAUAACGCACAUGUCUCCCAUCUUCUGGCGGUACCUAAUGCAAAGUGGUUAGGAAUGUAUCCAUCGGAUAUAAAGGAUUUUGACGUAACGACUCAACCUUUGACAUCUAGAGAAUUGAAAUUGGUUCAAAGCCUAUUGAAAACCCCGCACGUGGUAAAUAAUCCCGCAAUUGCUUCGGAAUUAAAAGUCAUGUACGAACAUCAGUACAAGGCUGGAAUUGAAGCCGUAAUGAAGAGUAUGAUAUUUUUGAGCGAAGUGUAUUUGCCGAGAAAAUUUUAUUUGCACAAUUUUAUUUAAGGCUGCAAAUAUAAUAAUUA